Messenger RNA from Leptosia nina, 237 nucleotides. Lineage: Eukaryota; Metazoa; Arthropoda; Insecta; Lepidoptera; Pieridae. The record is from the annotation of a GenBank genome assembly.
AUGUUUUUUCAUUCUCUUCCGCGCGGUGUGGUGGUGGUAGCCGCUGGUGAGCUUUCGUGUUAUUUCGGAGAACGGUGGCCACUGCCUAAGGACAUCCAGGCUUAUAAUACUCGACCGAAGCCGUUCGUUCUUCGAAUAGCACUGAGCACCAGCGAGUAUUUGUCGAACGCUGAGUAUUAUAUGCGCGGAUGUCUUUGCAGUGGCGGCCCGCGGCGCACCAGCGAGCCUGACGUGUGA